Drosophila navojoa is the source of this 5018-nucleotide messenger RNA. It is a transcript of the gene Gyf, whose product is annotated as GIGYF family protein Gyf. Lineage: Eukaryota; Metazoa; Arthropoda; Insecta; Diptera; Drosophilidae. Gene Ontology annotation, cellular component: cytosol. Gene Ontology annotation, molecular function: protein binding. The record is from RefSeq and is a predicted model, not a curated record.
UGACAGACUAUUAAAGGAAUCAACACUCAAGAGUUGCCGAAAAUGACAGACUCAAUGAAAUUCGGACCUGAGUGGUUGCGCAAUAUGUCGGCGGAGCCCUCGAGCAUUGGAGCCAAUAAUCUAUCUGCCACUGCGGGUGGCGGGUCAAACAGUGGCCUUUCAUUACACAGCCUGGGUAGUGGUAAUAGCGGAGGAGCUGGAGUUGGCGGUGGAGUCAAUAUGGUGGCCAAUCCAAGCCAUACAUCUGCCAAUCGUAAUAUGUUUCCGGAGUACCGUUACGGUCGGGAGGAGAUGUUAUCGUUAUUUGAUCGAAAUUGCCUUCUGCCUCAGAUUUUGCCAUCGUUCAAAAAAUUGUUUAUUGAAAAAGUACAGUAUCCGCUUGCUCUAACGCCGAGCUCUGAAGAGGAACCAAAUAGUCAAAGUCAGCUGAGCAGUAGCUCACGCCCUGCCUGGUUACAACGUUCACCGGGAGCGUUUGGUAUACCAUCUCGAGGCUCAGGUCGGGGUGGAAUCGUAGAUCGUGGCCGGAUGCGAGGGAAAUCGGUUUAUCACUCAAUAUACCAGAGAUCAAGCACCAUUUACGAUGACAGCAUAUCGGCUAUAUCAAUGAAGCCAGAUCGAAACUGGGGCGAGCGGAAUGGUACUGGGGAUUCAGCGGCUAUUGGUACCGCCACUGGAAGUAGUGGUGGCAGCGUUGGUGGGGGCCCCGGGGUAGACUGGAACGGUACACCGAACUCUAGUCCACGAAAGGACUUCUCAAGCCAAUGCCGUAACAUGGAAAAUUGGCGCAGAAAUCGAAACGAAGAUGGCUCUGGCGACGGACCAAAUUCUGGCGGAACAUUAGGCACGGAAGUAGCUGGAUGGCGCAGUGCAGGCGCCCACCGGUGGGGACGUUCAACCAGCUGGCGCGAAGAGGAACCAAUGCAGUCUGGGAAUAUGGAUAGCAAUUCCUUCGUUGGCAAUCCGGGCAUAGCUAAUAUACAACGAUCCGUUUCGGUGAUUGGAACAGUCUCUAAUGAGCGAACGAGCGCCGUUAAAUCACAGAUUGGGUCAGCUGGGCCAGGUGGACCAAGCUCUAAUCGUUCGAUGGGCUCCAAAGCAAAUCAGCCGUGGUCUGGAAGCGGUUGCUCAACGAAUCACGAUGGUGAAGAUAAUUUGCCAGAAUGGGCAAUGGAGAAUCCGUCGGAAAUGGGUGGCACAUUCGAUUCGACUGGUGCUUUCCAUGGCGAAUUGAUGGAUACCAAGCCAGGCAAGACAAAUAGUACUGACUCGACACACAAAAAGGCCAUGGAUGCGAAUGAUUCCAAUAGUUUUGCAGAAGCUACCUCGAUAGAAAGUGGGCAAUUAAUUCAAACCGAAAACCGUACCGAGCAGGGAAGGUCAGCGCGUAUUGAAGCGCAAUCUGUAAGCUCAACAACAAAUAGCACUCUAAGCAAUGCCACCAAUGCAAACGAAUCCGUUAUCACCAACAAUAGCAAUAGCAGUAGUAACGAAUUAGACGUAAGAUCGGACACAGCUGAAUCAACGCCCACGCACAAAGCGGAGGCAGUUGGUCACAGUGAUAUUUCGGAACGCUUCAAAGAGGUAGCCGAUGAGGUUGAGAAACUAAUUAUGGAUGAUGAUAGUGGUCAAGUUGAUGCUGUCAAUAGCAGUAAAACAAGUAUUGUAGGUGAUAGCAAGAGGUAUGGAAUGGUGGGAUCAAUUGUUGAGCCCGGUCAACUUCAUCACCAACUCGUUGCUCCUGACCCAGUAUCGACUGCAAUCAUUGCAACUGAAUUGUCCCAUAAACCGUUCAACGACCAGCUUGCCAUCCAGCAACAACAGCAACAGCUUCAUUUACAACAGCAUCAUUUGCAACCCCACCAUAUACCCGUGCUCCCACAUGUGAUGAGUGCAAGUCCGAGCGAAUUAUGGUUUUAUCGCGAUCCACAGUCGAAUGUACAGGGCCCGUUUAGUGCCAUUGAGAUGACAGAAUGGUAUCGUGCCGGCUACUUUAAUGAGAACCUGUAUGUACGCCGCAUUUCGGAUACUCGUUUUAGGCCACUUGGUGAUCUGAUUAAGCUGUGUCAUGGCAAUAUGCCGUUUACGCACAACCAUCUUCUACCCACACCCAUUGAGUUGGAUAAUUUACAAAUUAAUCUGACAACCCGCAAACCUGCGAUGCUUGCAUUGCCCUUAUCACAUAACGAACAUCAACAGCAGCACCAGCAUCUUCGCCCUGGCAAUGACGAGCAAUUGAAAGCUAAUGUUACGGCAGCUGCAGAUUCUUUGAGUGCGGCAGUAAAAGGACAUAUGAGCGCACACACAAUGGACACAUCCCACUUGCUAACCAUGCGUUUCCAAAUGUUACAAGAUCAAUACUUACAGCACCAGGAGUAUCAAAUACUAUCUGAGCUAUCGAAAAGCGAUUGUUUUCAGCGUCUGGAUCCUGCUCAGCGUGAAGCCAUUGUCCGUAGCAAGGUUCAGAUGUUGGUUCUCCCAGAAUAUUUGAGUAGUUUUAGUGGCUUAAGCAAUUCGCUAGCAGCUUUAAACCCCAUUGCCGGCAACCAAUUGUAUGAUGCAAUCGCCCAGCAGGCUAAAAAAGAUCAACACCAGAUGUAUCCAGUCGACGCUGAACGGCGUCCGGAGGGCAACUUUUUGGAUGCUGAUGAUUUUAUAUUGAAUGCACAAUUGAUGCAUCAACAGACCCAGGGACAGAAUCCACAGCCAAUUAAUCUCGAACAGGUGCAGCAUCAAUUUGCCUCUGAUUCGGACACGAGCAAAUUGAAUGAACUGCACGCCAAUGAUCUGGACAUUUUAAACGAAUACAACUUGCGAAUGUUGUUGCGAGGUCCGCCAACAGCAUCUGCUGUCAGUCAACAGCAGCAACAGUCAUCUCCGUUGAUCAAGCCAAGCUCCACUGUGGAUUUUAUAACAGAGUCGCAGAUCUUGGCUCAAAAUCUUAUGAUUCCCAUAUGGCCCCAUCAGCAACAGCAGUCUGCGCAAUCGUCGUGGCCAGCCAUGGAAAACGCAAAAUUAUGGGACGUUGCUACCUUGGAGGAGGAACAGAGCCAGCAACUAUUACUCCAGCAACAAAAGCGACAUCUUCCUAGUCAAGAUGGCAACAGCAGAUGCACAGCAACUGAGCACCUGAAUUUCGAUGCAGCACAGCAACUGCAACAGCAGCAGCAGCAAUGCAAGGACGAUCAAUGCAACCUAAAGAUUGAGCAGCAAAUAGAACUCCAAGAGCAGCCAAUAGCACUGGACAGCAUCCCUACACACAACAAAGAUCAACUGUCAGCCCAAACAAUUGCUGGCAAGCAACAAGUCAACAAACAGCAGCAACAACAGACGGCUAGUCAAAAACAAGGAAAACAGCCGGAGCUGAAAAUAGGCGAUGAGGAGCGCCGCCGAGAGCAUGUGGAAGAGAAGCGUCGCAUCAAGGAAGAACGUAAGCGUCAACAGCAAGAGGAAGAAAAGAGACGUGCCUUGAUAGCCGAAGAGGAAAAGAAUAGACAACAGCAAGAGGAAAAGGAACGCCAACAGCAAAUACAAGCUCAACGCCGCAAGGCUUUGUUUAGCAAUAAUCCUCAAGCUACCACUAGCUCUUCAGCUGCGACAGGAAAUAAGGCAAGCGGCUUAAAGAUAGACCAAGGAAAUCGUUCAUCGCAUGCUGCGUCCAUUGCCCCAUGGUCUUUGCAAACGCCCAGCGCGAACAAUAUCGCACCAGGAUUAGCUGAAAUUCAGAAAGCUGAACGUCGGGAACGGCGAGCGGAUCAACAGCGACAGCAGGAGCAACUGGACAAGCAAAUGCGCGCUACAGCUGCAGCAGCAGCCGAGGCUAAUGAUGCGUUGCUCAAAUGGCAGGCAUCGCCAGCACCUACACCCGUUAUGAGCUUGGUGGACAUACAGGCCGAGGAAGCUAAGCGUCUGGCCAAUGACCUGCUGGAGCAACAGCGUCGUCGUGAUAAUGAACAGCAGCAGCAGCAGCAGCAUCAAGUGAUGUUAUCUGCCAAUCUGACCGUUUCUGGUGGUAGUGGACUAUCAAAUAUUUGGGGCAGUGCCAACAAGGCAUGGAAUGCUACUGGUAGUCCAGCUCCAAUCGCCCCCGGCCUGUGGGACGAGCCAAAGCCUGUUCAACCAGGGGCCACCAAUAAGAAGUACGUGCCACCAACUGCCGCCUCAGUGCUUGCCGCCGGCUUGCCAGUAGCCGUAGCAUCAACCAGCAAACCGCAGUCGCAAACACAGCUGAAGUCAACAGCCGGUGGCAUAGCAUUGUCAUCGCCUCGAAAUUUGCGUAAGAGCCAAACAUUGCCGACAAUGCAGAAUGUAAUAUCAAAAAAUGUCAAAGCUUCAACUGGGCAGAACUCACAUCAGUCGGAUAAAAAUAAAACGGUUUCAAGUAAAGCAGCUAUCAAGUUAUCAGUCAGUGAGGAGAGAAAGUCGGUUGUCAAGUCGACUGCGCAGCAGCCGAGCGGCGACGGCUCAAACAGCAAAGUAAAUGAGUAUGAGAGUGAGUUUACUUCCUGGUGUAUGAAGAGCCUAGAAAAUAUGUCUGCUAAAGUGGAUGUACCAACAUUUGUUUCCUUUCUGCAAGACCUGGAAGCGCCAUAUGAAGUUAAAGAUUAUGUACGCAUAUAUCUAGGCGAAGGCAAAGAGUCAUCAGAAUUCGCAAAGCAAUUUUUGGAGCGACGUAGCAAAUAUAAAAGCUUGCAGCGUGCCCAAAAUGCACAUAACGAUGAUAUGUGUAAGCCGGCUCCAGCUAUAACGCCAUCGUGCAAUGAUAAUGGAGACAACAAGAACAAGCAAAGGAAAGUUAAGAAAAAUAAGAUGACCAAAUUGGAUGCUCGUAUACUGGGCUUCUCGGUAACAGCUGCUGAGGGUCGCAUAAAUGUUGGAGGUCGCGAUUAUGUUGACGGGCCGUAACUAUGAGAAUAACUGCUUAUAUAAAAAAGAACAACAAAGUUAUUAGAUAUAGAAUUGAAAUUUAAAACAGGUCACAAUUGGAUGUGGUAAUAAAUCUGUUAUAAAUAAAAGCG